Messenger RNA from Ananas comosus (pineapple), 1052 nucleotides. RefSeq lists its product as uncharacterized. The record is from RefSeq and is a predicted model, not a curated record. Bases 146 to 733 code for a protein of 195 amino acids. The transcript is spliced from 2 exons. NCBI's taxonomy places the organism in Eukaryota, Viridiplantae, Streptophyta, Magnoliopsida, Poales, Bromeliaceae.
GACCGUUACUGUUUCUCUCUCUCUCUGUAACCUACUAUAUAAAAACCCUCCACUCACCUCUUAUUACAAAGAGACCAUUCACUAUACAAUCUACAAGAGAAGAGUUGAACAAAGUAAACGUUGUAGCAUUACCCUCUCCAUCCCCAUGGAAGCAACCUCCUCUUCCUUCUCCUCGAUCUUCUCCUCGUCGAGCUUCGUCGUCGACAUCUCCGAGCUCGACGACCCGUGCUCUCCCUCCUCCUCUUCUUCUUCUUCUUCCGUUGAUGCUGCUGCUGCGGCGGCGGGCAACGGAAGCGUCGACCCCUCAUCCCCUUGCCCUUCUCCUCUUGCCUUCAUGAUCAUAUGCUGCGGCAGCAGGAGCAAGAAGGCGGCGGACGGGCGCGGCUCGCCACGACACUUCCUCGACAGUUGCUUUCUCUGCAAGCGCAGUAUAUCCAUGAAUUCCGACGUAUUCAUGUACAGAGGGGAUGCUCCGUUUUGCAGCAUGGAGUGCCGACAGGAGCAGAUGGAGAUGGACAAAGCUCUCGAGCAAGAACGUCGGCAUUACUGUAUUAGCUCUUCUUCUUCUUCUUCGACUACUGCAGUUGCAACUAUACCUACGAUCACAAACUACACUACUGAUGAGAACUCUACGACGACGGGGAAGGGCAACAAAGGCAAAGUUAUGAGCAUUCGCAAGUCGUCAACCAUGAACCUUACGGCUGCAGGCACUGCUGCUAUGGUUGUUGGUUAGGUUACGUUUUCAGGAUGCACGCAUAAAACAACAUAUAUGAGAUGUAUGUUUUUGUGUGUAUAAGCGCGCGCACGGGAGAAAGAGAAAGAGAUCCAUGUGUAUUGUUACUUUCUCCAUAUAAAGAUUAACUAUUGCUUGUAAGAGAUUAAGAGGCCUAUGGUUUGUUGUAAUUGUAAAUAUAGUGUAAUUGGAGUAUGUGCUGUUGCUUUCUCCAUAUAAAGAUUAACUAUUGCUUGUAAGAGAUUGAGGGGCGUAUGGUUUGAUGUAAUUGUAAUUGGAACUGUGCGCAAUUAAAAAUGCAGUAGUUAUAAUUGUAGUA